CAAGUUAAACAGUGUACAUUCAAAAUAAUAUCGUGUAAUUAACUAACAUACGUGAACACUUCAACUUACCUGCCGAUGUAACAGCGCUGAGCAAAUGUUUGCAGUUCUAAAGUUUAUUGGGGAGGAUAAAAUGUCGGGAGAAAGUGAGUUCACUGAGCUGUCGCAUCUCUUAACCGAACCCAACCUCCCACUGGAAACGUGCAUCGAUGUUGUUUUUAAGCACUUAUGCACCUACACGGAAGAAAGUUCAGAUAAAUCUCUACCAGCUGCCAUCCUAACGCAAACCAUCACCCUGAUUAAAAACCAAUUAAAAGCAACUAAUACAGAAAAAUCUAGCGAAGUCCAACAAGAAACGCUUCUCAAAGUCACAAAAAUCAUGGCGAUAUACACUAAAGUUGGGUCCGAGGGAGCCAUCCAUGCUGCCAAACUAUUGACCAAGCUCCUCAAGGUGAUCACCACUUCUUGUGAGGCUCUCGUAAGAUUUAUCUGUGCCGAGAUGACAUCUGUCAUCGAAAAGAAGCAGGGACAACAGAGGGUCAACUAUUACUGCCUUGUGCUAAAGAUGCUGCUUGGAAAGUGCUCAAUUAGCGAGGAAAUCUUUACGGAGGCCGUUUUCCCUGUCAUGACCAUUUUAGACGAUGGAGAAGAAACUGGUCGCAAACUGGUCGUCAUGUUGGGGACGGUGAAAAGUGUGCUGUAUGAAUGGUUGUUGCAAAGAGAUAUGAUGUGGGUUGGGUUGGAAAGAGAUGGGUUUUUUAAAGAAAUUUUGCAUGCGAUUGAACGUGAUAAAUUCCAUAUUGACCAGGACAAACUCCAUAUGAUUUGUCAACGUGUAUCUGACUUGGGCGCAGACGAGUUUGACAGCUUCAUCUCCAAUGUGUUUGAGUAUUUGAUCGAGUGGGAGGAUAAUCAUAAUUUUGAAACGCUGGGAGUCAUUGUUGAUUUGUUGGACGUCAUUUUAGGAAUUGUACCGGAGGAUGUAAAAGAGGAAAUCCAAACGGGACUUCAAUCCAUAGAAUUUUGGCAUGUAAAAUUACUCGUGUGUUUGGAAUUGUUUGGUGAACCCGGUGGAGAUGUUAUUGAAGAGAAUGAGAAAUCUGAUGACACGCUGCCUUUAGAAAUAUAUCUUGCCUUGAAGGCAAAUUCCUCCCCACCGGAAUCCUUGAUACAACGCGUCUAUUCAAUUAGAGACGACACAGUUUAUAAAUUCUGCACAAUCGUAUUACUAGAACUAUUUAAGAUUGACAACUUUACAACUUUUGAGCUUGAAGUGGAAGAAAUUAAUGAAAAAGUGAAAGCCCUAAAAUCCAAGUAUGGUUCAAACUGUGUCUCACGAAUUAGGAACUUUGUUUUGAACCAAGAGUAGACAGUGCAUUCCUAUCCGUAGAUUCUUUCGCCUUUUUGAAAUAUUCAUCGUAGUUUUGUGCAUAUUCGGUAGCAAUGUCACUCAUCAAUGGAUCUGAGAGGUUUGGUUCCUUUAGUAAGAUGCGAAUCGAUGCAAGUACCUAGUAGUGAAAAAAACCAUGGACUGUGUUCAUUAAAUAUUUUUUUACUAUAAAAUAUAAUACUUUCCUUUAUAAAAACUAACCGUGAUCACGUUAAGAGUCACAGACCAAUUUCCCAUGGGUUUCGGCUUAAGUGCAGACAGACAAAUUCUUCCCUCCGGAUCAACAUUUGGAUGAUAGACUUGAGUUAAGAAUGUAAUUGACGGAGGUAUGAAAGGAUACCUACCAGAUAGUAUUAACUAUAAUUAAUUUCUACCUUUAUAUACACAUAAAUACAAAAUAUCAUACGGUACGGUACAAUUAAACUUAAUAUACCGAUCUGGAA
Molecule: messenger RNA, 1830 nt
Organism: Folsomia candida
Lineage: Eukaryota; Metazoa; Arthropoda; Collembola; Entomobryomorpha; Isotomidae
Exons: 7
Coding region: 95-1366 (423 amino acids)
Source: RefSeq, a predicted model, not a curated record